UGACGAAGCGAAACUCUAAUACGACGACUGUAUGUAUUAUGUACGGACCUAAAUCGUAUUCCCAGCCCCACCUUUCGCUUACCGGCAUGUAGGAACACCACAUUCAUCCGCGUGAUGAGGUCGUUGUGCUAAAUUCGUCGAAAGUCAUCAUAGUACCUUCUGAAUCUUUGCCACCGACGAUUGGUUAUCAGCGAUAUUUACCGUGUCAAAACAAUACCAUCGAGGUGCUGUUGGAGGUGACUGUGCUAGAUGAGAGACAUUUGGUAAUCAUCCAACUUCAUGUGCCAUGGACAAGUCGGAGAAACAACAAGCGCAACGGAACCCGCGUGAAAAAGCAAAUCCGUUCUCGAUCAUCACAUUCGCAUGGGUUCUGAGGACGUUUGCUUUGGGAUACCGACGAGAGCUCGAAGUAACAGACCUCUAUGCGCCCCUUAAUGAACACAAGAGCAACGUCCUCGGGGACCAAAUAUCGAGGAUCUGGGAGAAGGAACAAGAAAGAUGUUGUCGAACAAAGAAAGGAACUCAGCCCAGUCUGCUGCGAGUACUUGUAAGGUGCUUUGGCCCCCGGAUUAUGAUGUUGGGGAUCAUAAUAGCAGCCUUGGAGUUUCUCGUAAGGAUAACGCAGCCGUUGAUGUUAGCCGGGUUACUUCGGUAUUACCGCAGUGACAAUGUCAAUGGGUCCAAAAUGUCAAAGGACGAAGCAUACUUGUGGGCCGGUGGAAUAAUUUUAUGCUCCACCCUCAACUUCCUUGUAAUUCAUCCCUGCAUGCUGGGAAUAAUGCACACGGGAAUGAAAAUAAGGGUCGCCUGCUGCUCGCUCAUCUACAGGAAGGUCUUAAAGCUCUCGAAAUCCGCUUUGGCUGAGACGACCGUUGGGCAGAUUGUUAAUCUGCUUAGCAAUGAUGUGAACAGAUUUGAUUUGGCAGUUUAUUUUAUCCACUACAUUUGGCUGGGGCCCUUAGAGUCUGUGGUAAUAACUUACCUGAUUUACCGGGAAGUUGGAUGGUCAGCAGUCAUUGGAAUGCUGACACUGCUAUUCUUCAUUCCGUUGCAAGGAUAUCUUGGGAAAAAGUCCUCUACAUUCAGACUGAGAAUCGCUCUUCGAACAGAUGAAAGAAUUCGCCUGAUGAAUGAAAUCAUCAAUGGUAUUCAAGUAAUAAAAAUGUACACGUGGGAAAAGCCAUUUUCUUAUCUUGUCGAAAUCGCAAGACGGAAAGAGGUUAACGCAAUAAAGAAAAAUUCAAUCGUCUUAGGAAUAUCAUCGUCGUUCGACAUGUACACACCGAGACUCUGCGUCUUUGUCACGAUACUGGCUUACGUUCUUAGUGGUAAUAAAAUUACCACGGAACAAGUGUUCAUGAUGACAGCCUUUUACAACGUCCUUCGCACAGCAAUGACAAUUGCGUUUCCAAUCAGUAUGACCCAAAUUGCUGAAGCGUUGGUGUCCGUCAGGCGUUUGCAAAAAUUCAUGCUGCACGAGGAGAGAGAAAAACCAGCGAUCAAAGCUAAUGGACAAGCCAAUUGUGAGAAAACUAGUAACAGCCAAUACGCUGUUAUGUUGAAAAAUGCUACGGCAAAAUGGGUGCCAGACAACAAAGAGAACACACUUUCAGAGUUGAACAUUGAGAUAAAACCUGGUCAAUUUGUGGCAGUUAUCGGUCACGUAGGAUCUGGAAAAACAAGUCUUCACCACCUAAUAUUACGUGAACUUCCUCUCGUUAGUGGCAGUGUUGAAGUGAACGGUAAAGUCGCUUACGCAAGUCAAGAGCCUUGGCUUUUCGCCUCUUCAAUUAGACAAAACAUCCUUUUUGGUCGACCCAUGGAUAAGACGCGCUAUGAGAGUGUCGUCAGUGUUUGUCAACUAAAGAGGGAUUUCACCCUAUUUCCCUAUGGCGAUAAAACGAUUGUUGGCGAACGGGGAAUCAGUUUGAGCGGAGGACAGCGCGCGAGAAUAAAUUUGGCGAGGGCCGUUUACUCGGAGGCAGAUAUUUACCUCUUCGACGAUCCUCUGUCGGCGGUAGACGCUCACGUGGGAAGACACUUGUUCGACGAAUGCAUCAAUGGUUACCUCCGGGGUAAAACCAGGAUAGUCGCGACACACCAGCACCAGUAUCUUAAGCAUGUCGAUCGGAUAAUCGUGAUGAACAAUGGCGAAGUGGAAGCUGAGGGUACUUUCGAAGAGCUUGAAACUGCUGGACUAGAUUUCGUUAAGCUACUGCAGGAGCAAGUCAACGUGCCAGAGGAUAACGAAAGCACGCGGAAAAGCUUGAGUCGAAAAUCUUCAAUUCAGAGCAUGAGAUCCGAAGAGAUAAACGACGUGGAUCCCGUCGAGGAAGCGGAACUGAGAUCGACUGGUCGAAUAUCGGCCAAAAUCUACCUGUCCUACUUUAAAGCAGCUGGCAGCGUUUGUUUCGUCGUAACUAUGUUCUUGGUGUGCAUCCUGAACCAAGGUUUCGCUAGUGGCGGUGACUACUUUAUCACAUACUGGGUAAACACGGAGGAGACCUCAGUAGACAUAAGCAACGGCACGUUGGUAUUUAACUGGACGACACCCUUGACCAGAGACAUGUGUAUUUACACAUACAGCGGCAUUACAGUGGCCACUGUCAUCUUUACUUUCUUGCGAACGUAUAUGUUCGUCAGUGUUUGCAUGCGGGCGUCGAAAACUUUACAUGGCAACAUGUUCAGAUGCAUCACCAGGACAACAAUGCGUUUCUUCAAUACGAAUACAUCUGGACGCAUUUUGAACAGGUUCUCGAAAGAUAUGGGUGCCAUUGAUGAACUUCUACCGAUGAGUAUGUCUGACGUUGUGCAGAUUGGCCUUUCACUACUCGGUGUGAUUGUCCUGGUUACAAUGAUAAGACCUUUGCUCAUGAUACCGACCGUGAUUAUCCUAAUCCUGCUGUAUGUUAUGAGAGUUAUCUACAUCAGUACCAGCCGCAGUGUCAAACGAUUAGAAGGAAUAACUCGGUCUCCAGUAUUCGGACAUCUGAGUGCCACUUUGAAUGGAUUGACUACGAUUCGAGCUUUCGACGCCGAAGCCAAUCUCUCAAAAGAAUUCGAUAACCACCAAGACUUGCACUCUUCAGCCUGGUACAUCUUCAUUUCAUGUUCGCGAACGUUUGGAUAUUACCUAGACUUCACUUGCGUACUCUACACUGGCCUGGUGACAUUCAGCUUCCUUGUUCUGAGCCAAGAGACUUUCGGAGGAAACGUGGGUCUGGCAAUUACUCAGUGUAUCGGGCUGACUGGGAUGCUGCAGUGGGGCGUCCGGCAGACUGCGGAAAUGGAGAACCAUAUGACAUCCGUCGAGAGGGUUCUUGAGUACAGUACCCUUGAACAGGAACCGCCGCUUGAGAGCAAACCGGAACAUAAACCUCCAGAAGAAUGGCCAACCGAAGGAAGAAUACAGUUCUCUAAUAUGUUUUUGAGAUACGAUAGAGCCGAGCCCCCGGUUCUAAAGAACCUGAACUUUGUAAUCAUGCCAAGGGAGAAGAUUGGAAUCGUCGGACGAACCGGUGCCGGGAAAUCUUCGUUAAUAUCUGCAUUGUUCCGACUUGCAUACAUUGACGGUGAAAUAUUCAUUGACGAUAUACCUUCCAGUAACUUGGGAGUGCAUGAUCUGCGGUCCAAGAUCAGCAUAAUUCCGCAAGAACCGGUUCUGUUCUCCGGACGGCUGCGUGAAAAUCUUGAUCCGUUUGAUGAGUAUUCCGACGAUAUGCUCUGGCAAGCACUGGAGGAAGUAGAACUCAAGGAAGCCGUAAACGAAUUGGCGGGUGGUUUGAAUUCGAAAAUGUCUGAGGGGGGUACUAAUUUCAGUGUCGGGCAACGACAAUUGGUCUGUCUUGCUCGUGCCAUUGUUAGAAACAACCAAAUAUUGGUACUUGAUGAAGCUACAGCCAAUGUAGAUCCUCAGACUGAUGUGCUGAUUCAAAAAACUAUUCGAAAGAAGUUUGCUGGCUGUACCGUUCUCACUAUAGCCCACCGACUCAACACCGUUAUGGACAGCAGCAAAGUGCUUGUUAUGGAUGCCGGUACCAUGGUGGAGUUUGAUCAUCCUCAUUUAUUGCUUCAAAAUCGACAAGGAUACUUGUACGACAUGGUGCAGCAAACCGGACAUUCAAUGGCGGAAAAUCUUACAAAAAUAGCAGAAAAGAACUACACUAGCCAAACGUCGACUUGAAGGAAUACAUGAAGGAUACUAGGAUUUGUUGUGGAUUCACACAAUCAUUUUGGAUGCUAGGAUUCUAAACUUGCCAAGAACGUAUGAGUAUGAAUCAUCCAUUACCAAGGCUGCACAUAAUACGUUAAUCAAAAUCUCUUUCACGAAGCCUUCCAUCUCCUAUUCUUAACAUGUCGUACAUUAUAUUUAAAAGUGAUUCAUGCGAAAAUCAAAUAUUUUUAUAUAGUCUUUUUUAAUGUGUCUUAAAAGAUACUUGUUAUCUACCAUUCUCAAACUUUGUAUACUUUUCCAUUAAUUUUUAAGGACCUUAUAGGUGCAAAUACUGAUAUCGAAUCAGAGCGGACACAGUUGAUCUUAAUCUUAUAGGUACUUAUUACGCUGGCACGUUUUAUUCACCGCCAGAAAAAGUUUAUAAGCUUUAUAUAAGCAUACGACAUACAAGCUCAAUAUAUGGGCUUCUACUAGGUUUCAAUUACUAGGUUUAAUAGAGUAAUAAUAUCAAUAUUGCAGUAUUCGUUUGUUGUGGCAAAUCGCAUAUAAAAACGAUCUCAGUAAUCAAUGUGCCUAAAACAAUUUAUAUAGGAAAAUUUUAUUACUAUUAUCAUUAUUAUUAGUAUUCAAUAUUAUUGCUAUGAUCAUAAUGAUUAAAAAACAAUUAUUAUACCUUAUUAGGAUAUUAAUUUUUUUUUUUUUUUUUUAAGUUUUCUGUCAAAUAGCUGUAUGAAAAUAUCAUUUCAGUUUAAACUUUUCUUAAACUAUCGAUAUAAAAUGAUCAAGGAAAAACAGAAAGUCCGACUGUACGCAUUAAGAGAUUGAUACAGGAAUAUAUUUUUCAUUUCUACCUUCCAA
Neodiprion fabricii is the source of this 5032-nucleotide messenger RNA. RefSeq names its product probable multidrug resistance-associated protein lethal(2)03659. The coding region runs from base 287 to 4183 and encodes 1298 amino acids. Gene Ontology annotation, molecular function: ABC-type transporter activity; ATP binding; ATP hydrolysis activity. Gene Ontology annotation, cellular component: membrane. Lineage: Eukaryota; Metazoa; Arthropoda; Insecta; Hymenoptera; Diprionidae. Gene Ontology annotation, biological process: transmembrane transport. The transcript has 12 exons. The record is from RefSeq and is a predicted model, not a curated record.